Molecule: messenger RNA, 521 nt
Organism: Vanessa atalanta (red admiral)
Lineage: Eukaryota; Metazoa; Arthropoda; Insecta; Lepidoptera; Nymphalidae
Product: mitochondrial import inner membrane translocase subunit Tim13-like
Exons: 1
Coding region: 126-398 (90 amino acids)
Source: RefSeq, a predicted model, not a curated record
CUCUAUGAUCUGAGCUCAGUUUGCCCAAUCAGUGAAAUUUAAUAUUUUAUAGGUUAGGAUUUUCCAUAAAAUAAUUUGAGUAUAAAGUUGAAUAGGUACGACUCAAUAAAAUUGUUAUUACAAAAAUGGAUUCUUUAUCUACCGGGUCAUUAAGCGGAGCGCAAAAAGAAGAGUUGAUGGACCAGGUCAAGCAACAAAUCGCGAUAGCCAAUGCACAAGAACUCCUGACUAAAAUGUCUGAGAAAUGUUUUAAAAAGUGUAUCAAUAAACCUGGAACAGCUUUAGACAAUUCAGAACAAAAAUGCAUAGCAAUGUGCAUGGACCGAUACAUGGAUUCUUGGAAUCUUGUCUCCCGAACUUACAGCAGUCGAAUCCAAAGAGAAAGAAACAACAUGUAAAACUUCGUUACGAAGUGUUAAGCUUACGCUGUGUUGUAAAUAUAGAGAUUGUAGUAAAGGGCAUGUUAAAAUUGUGAGUUGCGUCUAAUACUUGUUGUGUUUAAUAAAAAAUGUUUUAGGUUA